GUCGUCUAUGAUAUUCAUAGUCCAGUCGGGGAGUCAUGUACCUAAGACUGAUGAAUAUUUGUUUUGAAAAAAUGAAACUGAGACACCACAUAACUUUCGACAGUGGUAGAGAACGGGUAUGACGCAAACUAUGGACAGCGAUAGAACACAGAUAUCUGGGACCAUCAUGUAUCUGCGCAUAAGGAGUCUCGUUUUUCUGCUUGCCUUGUCCCACUUUCAUCUAGCUACAAGUAUUUUUUUUCACUUCAAUGCAAUGCAGAAUGUGAGCGAAUCGGAAAGCUUCAUGUUGUAUUCGCAUAGUGUUAUUUACGGUAGGAAGAAUGUAGUAAAAGGUGACCUUGGUGUUAACGCAAGCUAUUACGAAAACCUCACUCGGUAUUUCACGUUGGAUGAACGUUGUAAUGGCGGUAUGCCUCUAACCAUGGCUAUAUUUCCGCUAUCACCGUAUGCGGAACACUCUGCUCCGAAAUUUAACACUACUAAAACUCAUUCAGUGAAGAUGGUGUUUUGGGGCCUGUUCUUGGAACUUCUGAAGAAAAUAAUCCCUCAUUGCUGUCAUCGUAAUUCCACUGUGGAGUUCGCCAAAGUUCUUUUGAAUCAAUUUGUGUCAGACGAACCAGCUGAGGACUUUGAUUUCACAUUUCCACUCUAUGGUGAAACGAUGCAGGACAAAAUGUACAAGCAAAAUCCAUUUGUUCCAGUGAUCGCGGCACCCAGCGUCGCUUUGCUUGUUCGCCGAGACUCGGGGCUAGACGGAAAGACUCGGGUGAUCGCCACCCAGAUCCUAAAAUCCGUGCUCAUCUUUCCAUUCAUCAUAAUGCUCGCAAUAUUGGCUGGAAUCAUUAUAUGGCUUUUGGAUCGCUAUAAAAAUACCGAAGAGUUCCCCAACUCGUUUUUGCGAGGAGUCUGGGAAGGUUUUUGGUGGGCUUUUAUCACUAUGACGACUGUUGGAUAUGGGGAUCGAACACCAAAAUCUUUCUUCGGUCGACUCUUUUGUGUUUUGUGGAUUUUGUUCGGUCUCGUCAUUCUGUCCGUUUUAUCUGGUGUUAUGACCGCUGGUCUUACCGCAAGCACGAAGACUCAAUUCAAGAUUCACGGAGCGAAGAUUGGAGCCGUUUCAGAAAGCAAAGAAUAUCUACUUGGAAUUAGUUUGAAUGCUCAAGUAAUCGGGGUUUCUUCUGUGCUCAGUUUGUUAUGGGAGGUCCACGGAAGAAAACAAUAUGGUAUGCUGAUAGAUAACUAUGUCACGAUGAAAUACGGUAAAAAUUUGGAAAAGGCCAAUGUUCGUGUCGACCGUAUGAUUAACCAUGCCAUCACGUACGGCAUAAGAAUGGCGAAUGGAUCAAAACAACUUGAACGGUGUGCGAGGACGUAUAUCCGUGAUAACCCUCAGGUCGUCUUCAAGCUACUCACGAAGAAUGUCUCCCCAGUGAGAAAUAAGAACGAUCGCGAAAAUCUUCGAAAAAAAGAAGCGGACAAAUUAUUUAGACAAGAUUCUACAAUGAAGGAAAUGCUUCGCAUUGGUGCCUACGUCGUUUCAGGAGUGAUAUUUUUCGGCGUUACCGUCCAAGUAAUCAUGUAUGUUCGAACGUUAAGAAAAGAGGGAAGGAAACAGCGACGGCAGUACUCUCAAAGUGAGCUAAGCGUACACGGUGGCUCUUUUGAAGAUUUCAACGAGUCUCUGAAAGAGAUGAUCGAGCAAUACAAGAAUUUUCAACAAAAAUGGAUGAAAAAACUGAAGGAAAUAGGCGAGGAAUGAUACCACAGGAUCUCACAAUAAUAGUCACAAUAUAAUAGCAACUGGUAAAGUGGAUUUUUAUGUAAAUAACGAGAGCAAUCUGUUUAGCCACACCUGUCGCUUUGAGCGGAUCUCUUUUCUGGCGCUUCGCUAAACUGCCCUCUAGCUACUUAAUGACUGAACUAAUUCUUUUAUGGUAGUCAUCUUCAUGUAUCUCGUUUCUCAAUACUCCCAGGCUCAAACUAAUUACUUUAUUAUGGUCUAAUAGUAUAGCCGAGAAAUUAUUAAAUGAUGGAUAAUCAAA
Messenger RNA from Xenia sp. Carnegie-2017, 2042 nucleotides. RefSeq lists its product as uncharacterized. Gene Ontology annotation, cellular component: membrane; voltage-gated potassium channel complex. Gene Ontology annotation, molecular function: ligand-gated monoatomic ion channel activity; delayed rectifier potassium channel activity. The record is from RefSeq and is a predicted model, not a curated record. Gene Ontology annotation, biological process: potassium ion transmembrane transport. NCBI's taxonomy places the organism in Eukaryota, Metazoa, Cnidaria, Anthozoa, Malacalcyonacea, Xeniidae.